Molecule: messenger RNA, 3929 nt
Organism: Porites evermanni
Lineage: Eukaryota; Metazoa; Cnidaria; Anthozoa; Scleractinia; Poritidae
Source: the annotation of a GenBank genome assembly
AGAUGCAAUGUCUGUGAUAGGAUUUCACUUUAUCAUGCUGAUGUAGGUAAGUAAGGGCCUGUUUACAUGGAGGUGAGGGCCCCAGGUAGGUGAGGUAACUUGCUUAGGUGGAGUAACCCACCUGUCCAUAUAAUCUCUUGUUUUAAUUUGAUCACGUUUACAUGAUAGGUGGGGUGACCAUAUGAGAGAUUAUAUGGACAGACGGGUUACCCCCACCUAAGUAGGUUACCUCACCUACACGGGGUCCCCCACCUCCAUGUAAACAGGCUAUAACUCGGCAGUUCCAUGUUUUGUUGAAUGUGUAGCUAGAAAUUUUUGAAAAGUGCCCCAGGUUUGUUGCAAAUUUUGCAUUUAAAAGAACGCGCGAAAUAGAGGUCAUUUUGUACCUUAAAUCUUGACUCCAUUUGUAGCCUGCAUAGCGAGCGAUUCCGUUUGGUUUCGGAGCAAAGACAGACCGGUUUUGGCGCGAGAAAUGAAACGCGCAGUCUUUGACUCUCGUUCCUCUUUCGUUGUUCUUUGCUCCUAAACCGCACGGAAACGUUUGCUACGCAGGCUACUCCAUUUGUGGCUUAAAUUAUCCCACUAUUAUCCUACCGCGGAAGGAUCAGCUCAGUUGGUAGAGCGCCUGACUGCAGAGCGGGAUUCCCGGGGCUGGAUCAAUACUCAGGGUCUUGAAAUAACAGAGAAAUAAAGGUACUUCCUUUGCCCUGCAAGCAGCUAGACCUUCGCGUGGCUCGAAGGACCACUUAAAAUAGCAGUCCCGUCUCCAGUAAGAGACGUAAAAAUAGUCUUCUUAAGUAGUAUAUUGCUUCUAAAUACAUUGACACUCAAAUUAAGUCGAUUUUUUUUCUCUACGUAACCCUAUUGUUGCUGAUUGCCAAAAUGUUUUUUUUAGAGUCUGUGUUGUCGAUAAUUGGCGCCGGAAAGUUUGAUGCUGUGAUAAGCAAUCCGCCCUACAUUCCUGCGCCUGACAUGGCCUUGUUACAGCCUGAAGUUUCCAGGUAAGAAAAGUUUUCUCGAUAAAAGUAGUACGCGAUGACCUUUCGUUUAGAUGACCGCAAAAAUUGAUGACUAUCGUGAAAAUAAAACUACGGAGCGAAUGGAGACGCGGUUGGCGUUAAUAAACCUAUAGCCUAUUCCAGGCGUUCAGAUAGUAGAGAACGGCGGUGUACCCCUCCCUUAAGCCAAUAUUAACACUUACCUCUCACUUAGGGCAAAAUGUUAGCUUAGGGGAGGGGUAAACCAGGAAGAAAAGGGUCGCGUGUCAAGGGCAGGAAAUUAUACUGGGAAAACGCAACCUCGUUUGCAAGGAGUCUCUUUUUGCAGUGUCUCUGACUUAGACGCGAAAAUGGCGCCCAGCAUUUAUUUCAACUUUUAUUGGUCAGUAAAAUUCAAUCCGGAUAUUUUUUGAAAACGGAGAUUUUUUUCUCCGUUUUCGCCUUUCGUUCACAAGAAAAUGACGUUUUUUGGUCAUCAAAAACGCUGGUUUUCGAAACCGGUUCACAAAGUGUGUUUUUUUUAAACGCCCCCUUAUCGUUUUUGUGUAGAUGGACGAAAACGGAGGAUUUCGAAUACGCUGAUGUCAUACGCCCUGUAAAAGAUGUUAUCUUUUCUCCAUUGUAUCAGUGUUUUCGUGUGGACGGGCGAAAAUGAUUCGAAUACGCUAUGUGUACGCGUAUUUUUUUUAAGGAAAACGGAGGAAAGAAAAUUUUCGUUUUCAAAACUAUACGGAUACGUGUGAACUUUCGAUCCAGCUGCAUACCGUUACAGAUCAUAAUGGCAGUGGGGCUUAUCAGAACGGUUAGUAGUUUAAUUGAUUUUGUUUCACAUGUUUUUUUGUCCUUGUUAGGUAUGAAGAUAUGGGAGCGUUGCAUGGUGGCCUUGAUGGAUUAGAUGUAGUAAAGAGAAUUUUAUGCAUUUCUCCUGGACUCCUAAAGCCAGAUGGGUACGAUAUGAAAAUAAUGAUAGCACUCUGACUUCGCAAACACGAGACAUUUUGAUAGGAAUAGUCUACUGAUGGUAAAUCAGUAAGUUUGGCUUGCUUUUGAGACGCCGCUUUCUCGGAGAAGUGCAGGCCCUUUUUCCUAAAAGUUGCUGGUAAUUAAGCUUAUCAGUCAGUCGUCUGAUGCGGGUGUGUCUUUAUAAUUACACGAGCAGAACUGUAUUGUGUAUUCCUGCAAAAUGCUGAUAGAUAAUAUGCUAGUACCCGCUUUGCCUCACCUCUAAGAUGUGGGAAAGAAUUAUGAGGAAACGUGUUCUCUGUCUUAUGCGAUGACUGACAAGAAACGCCCGGGAAAGCUAGAAGUGCAAUAUUAGAAUAUUGGACUAAUUUUGUAUUAUUUAUUUAUUUUCAGUUCUGUUUGGUUAGAGGUGGACAUUUCGCAUCCCGAGCAAAUAAAUCAAUGGAUUAGUAGCCGGGAUCUUGGUUUAAAAUACUCCGCCACCUUUAACGACUUUACACAAAGGUAAGCAGACAUAAAAUUCAACCACAAUAUCGUGGACCGGACUUCAAGGGUAUAAGAUCAAAGAUAGUAAUUCCCGUAAGGCCCCCUCUGUAAACUGUGCAAUUGAACAAACACCGGAAACUCGUUCCCAGGCUCCUCUGCUACUUGUAGAGGACCCUGGGAAUAUGUUUUCGCACGCGACAAAAAGCCGCCUUCACAACCAAGGCUAUUUUUCGCGUAUUUAGAAAAUAGAGACCUUCAGAUUCGAGGACGAGAUUUAACUUAACGUUUUUUAUUCCCGCGAAUUCUCAAAAAAUAUUCACCACAGCGAAAUCUUUAUUGUUCUUUUUUCACCAUAAAAGUAAGCACGCUUACUUUUACUAACGGAGGUCGCAAAAUGAUAAAACUUUUAACUUUGCAUAACUUGUUUCCGUCACUACGACAUUCUCGCUAAAACUCGUCGUGGAAUGACGACGGAUGACGAUGGAUGACGACGGCUAUCACGUUUUCCCGCCAAAAUGACGCUGGUUCUCGCGCAUGCACUGCUUAGUAUUGAGAAAAUCUCGUUCUCUUACUAUGUGCUGGUCUUAGAAUCUGAAGGUCUCUAUCAUCCACCGUGGCCCUUUGAAAAAAGUGUAAAAUCUCUCUCGGGACGGAUUUCAGGCAUACAUUACCGACUGCAUCAUUUCUUAGGGGUCCCAUGUCAAAAUCGAAAAGGCUGAUGAGUAUUCCGUUUAGGGCCCCCCUAAAGUGACAUGUAAACCCGGCUGAAAGAAAUACUUGGUAAUCCUGUGCUGAACGAGGCAAAUGAUUUUUGUGACCUGGGCAGCGUAUAAACAAAUAUCGAUGCUGUUUUCUGGUCCAGGAAGUUAAAAUGAGUAUAAAGAUGAUAUCAUUUGGAAAUUUAAUUUAACCAUCAUUAAAAAUUUAUUUAUUAGUUUUGAAACGGAAGGAAGUUUUUGUUACAGUGAGAAGAUAAUCGUCGCGUCCUGUUAGUUCAAUUCUUCCUGUUUUCUUUUUUAAUUAGCGGUUUCUAAGUAUUCAUUAUGCAAAAAAUUUCACUAGAAGAACGCUUUAAGACUGGGCUGAAUUUGUUUUACACCGGAGCAGUAUUUACGAGAAAUGGAAAUAACUGAAUUUUGUACUGAAGGAACAAACUCAUCGUAUAAAUUUAUGGUUCCUUGUAAGGGAGCUCUGUAAUGAUAAAAAGUUCCAGUCUUUGUUCUCUAAUAUAAAUCUUAAAAUUAACGAAAACCUCAAAUACUGGUGUUUUAAAAAAUAUAUAUAUAAAAACACUAAAGAGUUAAAACAUUUUUUAUGUAAAUUAUGCUCUCUGUGUAUAGGCUAAGAGUCUUUUAGAAAUAUACAUUUCCAUGAGCUGUACCGCACCUAUAAGAAACCUUUCUCGCGUAAAUGACUCAGCACCCAGCGAAGAUUUUGUUUUGUUACAGGCCUAGGUUUUGUCAUAUCAUCCGAAAAUUAUGA